CAUGAUAUCCCAUUAUAGUAUUCGAGUUCUACGUGGUAUAUUUACUGCAUCAGAUCGUCUCUUCUUGUGCAGCCACAAUACCACGUUGAUCAUAUAAGUCAUUAUUAUGUCCAUUUCGUCCCUUCAGAUGUUGAAUGAUAACUCCACACAUAAGGUUCCUCGAACUGGCAACUUCCCCUGCUGCCUUCGGGACAGCGUGAUACCAUCGGAACCGACAGGUCUUCCCACACCGCCAGCAACCCCUGUGACCCGCUCAUUAGCAGAUCUUCCCGCACCUCCAACUGUCAGCUUCCCCUCCCGCCACCGGGAUAGGGUAAUACCAUCAGAGCCGACACUUCCUACACCUCCAGCAACCCUUGUGUUCCCCUCACCGGCAAAACUUCCCGCACCUCCAACAUUCUUCCAACACUCCAUACCGGCAGAAAGCUUCAUCACUACGCCAUGGUGGACAUAUCCUUCAUUAGCAGAAUACUGUAGCAUUCGAUCGAUACUUCUGCUAUAUUGGCAUAUCUUCAAUCUCGUACUCGAGUACGAAUGCAGACCUUCUGUUUACCACGUCCAGUGGAUGAAAACUGGAUGGAACAGGCCUUCAAUCAUCACCGAAGUUCCAUGUCGAGAUAGCAAUGGAAGCUUAAUGUAUGCCAUUGGUUCUCGGGCCCAUGGUCCUUCGGUAUCCCUUCUCGACCGACUUGCGCGCAAUAAGCAUAAUCACUGUGACUUCAGCAUCCAGCUGUUUCUGAUCUACCUCGAGCCUGCCCUGAAACGGAUUGGAGCGACGAUAACUUGGCUCACCGUCCAAUCUAAGCCUAUCAUCAUCCAUCACCUGGAAGGGGAACCGCCGGAUCCGUUUGUUCGCCACAGUGUCUUCAGCAUUACAACCCGAACCGGAGCGGAAUACAUUGCAGACUUUACGAUGGAGCAAUUUGGCUUCAACAUCGAGAAUUUGCUGAUGCACAAGAGUUAUUACGAAAACAUGUACACUACGCACCGACAGAAUCCACAGCCGAGUACUGAAGAGAUUGAAAAAGCACGGCGAGGCGAGUUUAAAGAUUGGAAUGGAAAGGGCUGCGUUGUGAGAGAAGUUUGUAGCAUUAUGACCUUACAUCGAUGGAACUCCUUGGAUGAAGGGACGAGGUUGCUGGCGUUGGAGAUUCUAGUUAGACAGAUUUCUGCGCGCCGAUGGGGUUGGCAUCCGGAUUAUUGUACCGACCUAACGUGUAGUGAACACUUCACACAUGCCAGAGACCGAACGAAUGCGAUGCCGCCUGCAGUCUACGUUGGUAUAGAAACGAAAGAUAGCACAAUCUUAACGUAAUGUCGACUUCUAGCUUGUUCACUUCUAUCAUUCCCUGUAGCUGGGCAGGUGUUCAACUUUUCCCCAGAAGGGGGCUGAGGAAUUAGCAUAAA
Alternaria rosae is the source of this 1407-nucleotide messenger RNA. RefSeq lists its product as uncharacterized. The transcript has a single exon. Lineage: Eukaryota; Fungi; Ascomycota; Dothideomycetes; Pleosporales; Pleosporaceae. The record is from RefSeq and is a predicted model, not a curated record. Bases 107 to 1315 code for a protein of 402 amino acids.